This is a messenger RNA of Halichondria panicea, 2016 nucleotides long. Its product is annotated as dolichyl-diphosphooligosaccharide--protein glycosyltransferase subunit 1-like. Lineage: Eukaryota; Metazoa; Porifera; Demospongiae; Suberitida; Halichondriidae. The record is from RefSeq and is a predicted model, not a curated record. The coding region runs from base 80 to 1858 and encodes 592 amino acids. The transcript is spliced from 7 exons. Gene Ontology annotation, cellular component: membrane; oligosaccharyltransferase complex.
AUUUCAAUCCAUUGACGAUUAAUUAGAACACCACAUGGUGUGUAUGUACGUGUACGUGUAGAGGCUACUGUACUACAAGAUGAAGGGAACUGCUUUAUAUGUACUGUCUCUAGCUCUGGCACUGACUGGAGUUAGCGGGAGCAAUGGAGAGAGCCUCGUCUUGUCCAGUGUAUCACGUGAGCUGGAUCUGACCACCCCUCUCGUGCAGCAGAAGGUGACAAUGGUGCUGGAGAACACUGGAUCCACUGCAGUCUCUCAAUUUAAAUUUACUGUCGAUCCGUCACUCGCCAGCAAAACCUCUUUUAUCGGAGCAAAACUCGAAGAACCGGAAAUGGAUUUGGUCAUUUCGCCCAAUAAAAUUGCCAACACAUACACCGUCAACAUGCCUUCCCUCGCGGCUAAAAAGUCUGUUACUGUUGUCAUAGAAACGGUCUUCGUCAAUGCUAUCAAACCUUUCCCGGAGUCGAUUACUCAAAACGAAAAACAGUUGGUCCAAUUCAGUGGAAAUGUCUACUUUUAUUCUCCUUAUCCCUCCACGACACAGAGCACGAUUGUGAAAGUUCCAAACGAUAAGAUUGAGUCUUUCUCUAAACUAUCCCCAACAAGCAGCUCUGAUGGUGAGAUCACGUAUGGACCUUAUAGCGACGUGGCCCCGAACUCUGUUGGAAAACUGUCUGUUCAUUUUGAGAAUAACGGCCCUUUCUUGGCCGUGGUUGAGUUGUUGCGUGUAAUCGAGGUGUCUCAUUGGGGCAAUGUCGCCGUUGAGGAGCAUGUUCACAUACGCCAUAUUGGAGCCACUCUGAAAGGAUCUUUCAGUCGCUAUGAUUUCCAACGCAACCCCAACAGUGGGCCCUCGGCAGUCAAGUCCUUUAUCUCAAUGCUACCAGCCGCUGCUCGUGAUGCUUAUUAUCGUGAUGAGAUCGGGAACAUAUCGACCUCUAACCUUCGGGAGGAGGACGAAUACGUAUCACUGGAGAUGAGGCCGAGGUUCCCUCUAUUUGGAGGCUGGCAGACGCGCUAUUACAUGGGCUACAAUCUCCCAUCGUACGAAUAUCUGUAUCACUCUGGCAACCAGUACAUGCUCAAGAUGAGGUAUCUGGAUCACGUCUUCAAUGAUCAAUUUGUGGAGAGUGUGACUGUCAAGAUUAUCCUGCCAGAGGGAGCAAGAGAUGUCAACCUUGCCAUGCCUUAUGCUGUCAAUGAGCAACCUAGACAACUCCACUACACAUACCUGGAUACCGUUGGUCGCCCGGUUGUCAUAGCAACUAGUACGAACCUAGUAGAGCAGCACAUCCAGGACUUUCAACUGACGUACACAUUUGACAAGAUCAUGCUCUUACAGGAGCCCCUACUGCUAGUGGGAGCUCUCUACCUGUUCUUCCUGUUGGUGGUGGUCAUUGUGAGACUUGACUUCUCCAUCACCAAGAAUGCUGCAAUGCUGGCUAAGCAACAAGCCUCUGUGAUCAUAGAGGCCAUCUUAUCAGCUCAUGCUCAUCGUGCCUCUCUCCUACCCUCUUACGAGACGGCCAUCACCAGCCUCAAGACCAGCGAGGAUACCAAGACAUUCAAGAAGAGCAAGAAGGACCUCGACACUGCCUUUGUUGGUGAUACAGAGAAGAUAUCGGCCCGAGUCAAGGACCUGCAAGCUACAGACCCUGAGGCAGGGGCAAAGGUGAAUGAUCUUCAGCGCAAGGUUGGUGAGCUGAAGAGUGCCCUGGACGAGAGCUGUGUGCUAGCUGAGAGCUUGGUAAGCAAACGUGUGGGCAAGGAGAAAUACAUCACUCAAGACAAGUCCUGUCAGACACGAAUCAGUCGUAUCACGGGAGAAAUUAAAACCAUCGUUCUGGGAUUGGAUUAGAAAUUAUAUAUUAGGGACAUUGAUAUAAACUGAUUUAUUAGGCUUAUAAUUAUUGUUUUGAGAGCUUUUCUCAAAUGAUGCAUUUCAUGUGUACAUGAUUAAUAGUAUAUACAUGACUUAUGAAUUAGUAGAGGAUGUUAUUUGACCUUUUUGUCUCA